GUGUGUGUACAUGUGUCAGUUAAUGCACGUGUCGAUUUGUUUGCAUACUUUAUGGGUGUGCUAAAGUAUGUGCAUGUGUUUCUGUGUGCACAAAUGCAUGUGUGUGUAUCUCUGUGUACGUGUGUGUGUUUGUGUGCACAAAGGUGUUGUGUGUGUGUGUUUUGUAUAAGUGCAUAUUGAGUGUGUUUGUACACUGUGAGUGCGUGUUGAGCAGGUGGGAGGGAAAGGGACUGCCCAGGGCAGCUCUGCCCCCUGAGAGAGCCCCUUCUCUCUUUGUGAUUCAGUCUGUCUCUCUCUCGCACACACAGCACUGCCACAGCCAAGACAUGGACGUUUGUUCUGCUCUUUGAACAAACUCCAAAACCUCUUUCUCUCUCCUUGGAACAACGCAGAAGAGAAGAAGAGAGGGAGGAAGAGGGUGAGAGCGAGAGAGAGAGAGAGAGAGAGAGAGAGAGAGAGAGAGAGUGUGAUCGAGGGAGAGGCUAAGAGAGAGAGAAGGAUCUGAAGAAACUAUUAGUGGCUGGGAGAACUGUGUGAGUGUGAGGGAUACUCUGGGAGUCUGGACGUUGGAGAGGUGCAGAGAGUCUGACAGCUGAACAGGUGAGCCCACCUCAGCACCUCCAGGGAAGCUGUCCGGACCUCCAGGGAAGCUGUAAGGGCCUCCAGGGAAGCUGUCUAGACCUCCAGGGAAGCUGUCUAGACCUCCAGGGAAGCUGUAAGGGCCUCCAGGGAAGCUGUAAGGGCCUCCAGGGAAGCUGUCUAGACCUCCAGGGAAGCUGUCUAGACCUCCAGGGAAGCUGUAAGGGCCUCCAGGGAAGCUGUAAGGGCCUCCAGGGAAGCUGUAAGGGCCUCCAGGGAAGCUGUAAGGGCCUCCAGGGAAGCUGUAAGGGCCUCCAGGGGGAUGCAGAGAGAGCUUUCCCCCAGGGAGGAGUUUAGCUACGCCCAGAUGAUCACCCUGGAGAGGGGGGCCGGAGUGCUGAGCCAGCGGGGGGACUGGGGGUCGGAGGGGGGGUCGGAGGGGGGGUCGGAGGGGGGGCACGGGGGCCGGCCGGAAAGGGACAGCUACACGGUGGAUGUCCGGGCCAGCGACCUGCAGCUCGCCCCGGCCUCGCCUCGCCUCCACCCCUGCCUCCAAUCCUGCCUCAGCUGCCGUGCCUGGCUCUACAGCGUACUCCUGGGGGGCAGUUUGCUGAUCACAGCCGGAUUCUCUCUGUACCUGGGCAAUGUGUUUCCGGUUGCCAUGGACUACCUGCGCUGUGCGGCUGGCUCGAGCCUCCCUGCUGCCGUGGCCUGCUUGGCCAUCGCCCACAACAGACAUGCAGCGGUGUCAGACUUCCUGGUGGUGUAUGUGUCAGCGUUCGCGGUGAGCACCACCUGCCUGGUGUGGUUUGGUUGUAAGCUGGUCUUCAGCCCGUCUGCAGUCAACAUCAACUUCAACCUCCUCCUGAUGAUCGUGUUGGAGGUGCUGAUGGCCAGCACUGUCAUCCUGUCAGCUCGCUCUGCAGACGACUGCUGCGGCCACAGGAAGCUGGUGUAUGACAGGCCUGUGGUUUUGACUCCUGCUGUUUUCCCCACCCGGGUCCUGAAGGCCUACUCUGUGAUCCAGGUGAUCGUGGGGAUCGCUGCCGUGUUCGGAGGGAUCAUCGCUCUCAACAUAGACAUCCUGCUCCCUGGACCCUACCUGUCUGUCACCUUCUUCUGGGUCCUGGUGGCGUGUUUCCCCAGCGCCAUUGCCAGUCAUGUGGUGGCAGAGUACCCCAGCAGAUGUUUGGUGGAGAUGUUGAUAGCCAUCAGUAGUGUCACCUCUCCCCUGCUCUUCUCUGCUGCUGCCUUCCUGUCCUGCAGUGUCCUGAACGUGGUACAGAUCUUCCUGCACGAGGUGCCUGCAGACAAGCAGUCGUACGACAUCCUGCUGGUGAUGCUGAUGGUGUUGCUGCUGGUGCAGGCAGUACUGACUCUGGCCACCGUGCUGCGCUGUGCUUCCUACAAGACCCAGCUCCGCAUGGAGGCUCCCGAGUGGGACGACAACCUGCACACACCACUGUCAGAGCAACAGGCUUCCAACGGAACGCUGCAAGACUUUGACAAAGACAAGGCCUGGAGGGCUGUGGUGGUCCAGAUGGCUCAGUAACAAGAAGAGUAAGAGGAGAGGGAGGAGGAGGAGGAG
Messenger RNA from Osmerus eperlanus (European smelt), 2167 nucleotides. RefSeq names its product modulator of VRAC current 1 (gene mlc1). Gene Ontology annotation, cellular component: endoplasmic reticulum; plasma membrane; cytoplasmic vesicle. Bases 902 to 2131 code for a protein of 409 amino acids. The transcript has 12 exons. The record is from RefSeq and is a predicted model, not a curated record. Gene Ontology annotation, biological process: regulation of response to osmotic stress. Lineage: Eukaryota; Metazoa; Chordata; Actinopteri; Osmeriformes; Osmeridae.